Brassica napus (rape) is the source of this 1771-nucleotide messenger RNA. Its product is annotated as endoglucanase 20-like. Gene Ontology annotation, biological process: carbohydrate metabolic process. Gene Ontology annotation, molecular function: hydrolase activity, hydrolyzing O-glycosyl compounds. The transcript is spliced from 8 exons. Lineage: Eukaryota; Viridiplantae; Streptophyta; Magnoliopsida; Brassicales; Brassicaceae. Bases 67 to 1509 code for a protein of 480 amino acids. The record is from RefSeq and is a predicted model, not a curated record.
AAUUAAGAUAGAGCAAAAACCAUUUCAAAAAGGAAAUAUUUCUGAAAAAAAAUUAUAGUGAUAAUAAUGGGCAAGCUCUUAUUGGUAAUGUUAGUUGUUCUUAUCAUGGCUUUCCAAAGCUUGGGAACUCUUGAUUAUGGACAUGCACUAAACAAGUCCAUCUUGUUCUUUGAAGGCCAACGAUCCGGAAAACUCCCGGUUAAACAACGUGUUAAUUGGCGAGCUGAUUCUGCCCUCUCCGACGGUUCACCGGAUAACGUAAAUUUGAUUGGAGGGUACUAUGAUGCAGGCGACAACGUAAAAUUCGUGUGGCCAAUGGCAUUUACCACAACCUUAUUGAGUUGGGCCGCUAUUGAAUACCAAAAAGAGAUUUCCUCUGUAAACCAACUCGGUUAUCUCCGGUCUGCUAUUAAAUGGGGAACCGAUUUUAUCAUCCGGGCUCAUCCUUCGCCCACCACACUAUAUACACAGGUAGGAGAUGGGAACGCAGAUCAUGCUUGUUGGCAGAGGCCAGAAGAUAUGGACACAGUCAGAACUCUCUACAAGAUAUCAUCCUCUUCCCCCGGAUCUGAAGUCGCCAGUGAAGCCGCAGCCGCUCUUGCCUCCGCCUCACUUGUUUUCAAAUCGUUCGAUUCUAAAUAUUCAUCCACGCUUCUAAGCCAUGCAAAAUCCCUAUUUGAAUUUGCUGAUCAGCACAGAGGUUCAUAUCAAGCAUCUUGCCCUUUCUACUGUUCACACUCAGGCUACAAUGACGAGUUAUUAUGGGCUGCGGCUUGGCUAUACAAGGCAACAGGAGAAAAUAAAUACCUAAGUUAUGUCGCAAGCAAUCAAGGUUGGAGCCAAGCGGUGAAUGAAUUCAGCUGGGACAAUAAAUUCGCCGGAGCUCAGGCUCUACUCGCAUCAGAGUUCUACAACGGGAAGAAUGAAUUGGGAAAAUUUAAGAACGAUGUUGAGUCAUUCGUCUGCGCAUUGAUGCCAGGAAGUAGCUCUCAACAAAUUAAACCAACUCCUGGUGGCCUUUUGUUUACUAGAGACGGUAGUAACUUACAAUAUGCAACAACGGCUACAACAGUUUUGUUCCAUUACUCAAAAACUCUAACUCGAGCCCGGGUCGGUUCAAUCCAGUGUGGUUCAACCAAGUUCACUGCGUCACAAAUUCAUGAUUUCGCCAAAUCACAGGUUGAUUACAUUCUUGGAAAUAAUCCAAAGAAAAUGUCUUACAUGGUGGGAUUCGGGAACAAGUGCCCAACACAGCCUCAUCAUAGAAGCUCAUCUUUACCGUCAAUCAAAUCUAAGCCGGACAAAAUUGACUGCAAAGGAGGAUUUUCAUACUUUAAUUCUGAUCAACCAAACCCGAAUGAGCAUACCGGCGCAAUUGUUGGGGGGCCGGACUCAUCAGAUCACUUUAGCGAUAAAAGAUCAGAUUACGCUCAUGCAGAGCCCACAACUUACAUCAACGCCGCCUUUAUUGGGCCCGUUGCAGCUCUGAUUCGCCGGAAUUCUAACUAGAGCACCGGGAAAAAUUCUACCAGACAAACUCACUCUUAAAUUUAGCUGUGGGCAAACCAAAUAUUAGCAAAUAAGAAUAUCACAACAACUAUUAGACUGCAAAAUUUAAUACUUAACCAGGGGAUGUAUCAUUUGCCUCAAAAAUAUAUGGACAAACACAUAUAUAAUUGUAUUAUAGCUAAUUAAAAUGAAAUCUAUUUGAUUUUCUGUAUAUAUAUAUAUAUAUUGGACUUAUUUCUUUCUCAAAUAAAAAAUUGUUGCG